Anoplopoma fimbria (sablefish) is the source of this 2064-nucleotide messenger RNA. It is a transcript of the gene rbm12ba, whose product is annotated as RNA binding motif protein 12Ba. The record is from RefSeq and is a predicted model, not a curated record. Bases 180 to 1850 code for a protein of 556 amino acids. Lineage: Eukaryota; Metazoa; Chordata; Actinopteri; Perciformes; Anoplopomatidae. Gene Ontology annotation, biological process: regulation of RNA splicing. Gene Ontology annotation, molecular function: RNA binding. Gene Ontology annotation, cellular component: nucleoplasm; ribonucleoprotein complex. The transcript has 2 exons.
GCGUGAGAGGAGAACGGGGGGAAACCAAAAAGUAUGGUUAAGAGCAUUGCACGAGCAAGAGGCAUGAGGUAAAGUUCUGUUUCAGCAUGUAGUCACGGCUAACUUGAGGUAACAGCAACAAAAGCGCUCGCAUCAAUUGUUGUAAUCUAUGACACCACGUGGCCUUGUGUGGGGGGAAAAUGACCGUAAUCCUGCGAUUGCAAGGCCUCGAUGUGAAGGCACGUACUGGAGAUAUACGGACAUUCUUUGAAGGCCUUCACAUUCCUGACGGUGGAGUGUACAUAGUGGGGGGACGACUCAGAGAGGCUUUUAUUGCAUUCACCUCUGAGAGAAAUGCCCAGCUUGCCAUGCGGUACAGUGGGAAAUUCCUCAAAGGGUCUAAGGUGACUCUACACAUAAGCAGCAUGGCAGAGAUGGAGCACAAACUAAAGUCAUCGUUAAAGAGGAAGAAACCCUCCCCCACGCAGCCUACUGUGAAGAGACGUCCAUCAACUACUGAUCUAAAUGUGCAAACUUUUAAUGCACAGCCUCUUAAUCCCAAUACUGCAAAUCUGCCUCUUAAUCCUGAUAUUGCAAAUCUACCACUCUUAAAUGCACACUCACUUGAUUCCAAUACUGCCUUUCUUCUUGGGGUUUGUACUGUCCUUCAAGGUCUACAUUCAUCCCUGCAAAGUGAAAACAAUGUUGCAGUGCCUAGCGUUGAUUUUCCCAAGGCUGAUGGCACGGUCGUGUGUGAGGAAAUGAGGACACAAAAGCAAACUCUGGACUCAGGGCCAGGCUACGUCAGGGUCUUUGGUCUGCCAGCCUCCGCUACGGACGAGGUCAUCAACCAUUUUUUCAAAGGGCUGAUGGUAGAGGAGGCCAUGGUGAAUGUUGAGUUGGGACUUAACCGCGGCUGCCUUGUGAAGUUUGCAAACAUGCAGGACGCCCGUGCGGCUCUUCUCUUCAACCAACGGUCCCUGGGCCCCGUCUGUGUGGACGUACGUGGAGCGACUGAGAAGAUGUGGGCCAGUGCGCUGCAAGAAUGUGAAACUACUUUUGAAGUCGGGGAGAGAGGGACACCGAAGCAACGCCCUGUUGGGGGAACUGUAAACCACAAACAAAAAAAGACUUCGACACUGACGCUCAAAAGGACAUCUGUCAACCAGUUGCAAUCUAAAUCACAGAAAGAGCCAAGAAGUACAACUCCAACUAUGGAGUACAUCAUCAUGGUCACUAAUAUACCCAAAACCAUGACCAAGACUGAAAUAAAAGAAUUGUUUGGAUGUCAAAACAUUGCACACAAAAAUGUACAGCAUCUGCUUGACGAGGAAGGCAUCAGAACAGACACCGCGUUUCUUAUAUUUAACCGCACAGAGGAUUAUGAGUAUGCAAUGAAUCUCACCGGCUGCCAUGUGGGCUCUGAAGCCAUUGAGGUCUCAUCAAUCACAAAACAAAUGAUGUGGGACAUGAUGGCCAAAACUCAUCACAGAGGACUUGAGCAUUGUCCUAACACCGGCACAAAGAACAAACCAAAUCGAAGGAGAAAUUCAAAUCCAUUUGAGACACCAGAAGAAGAACCAAGCAUGAAGCUGGACCCAACAGCUAAGACGCGCCUGUUUCUCAGAAACAUGCCCGAAGAUGUAAAGGUUCACCACAUACAAAGACUCUUCAGUAAAUACAAAGUGAGGAAGGAUGAUAUCAUGUUACUACAUGACAGUGAUGGCAAAGGUACUGGCCAGGCUGUGGUUCAGUUUAAAUCUCAGAACCUCGCUGCAUUGGCUCAAAGGCUCCAUGGUCAGACCUUCCUGGGGACAAAAGUGCUUCUCACUCUCAUAAGUUGGAAGCAGUUGGCGGACAUCCUGGCAUGAAAUGUAUCAGGAAGUUGAACAUUAAUGCUAAAAUGUGGCCAAAGAUGAAUUCUGAUUAUUUUCCCCAUCAAGUUUAUCUUCCAACUGUAAUUCUGCUUGAUGUAUCAAAUCAGUUUGAGUAGUUUUCCUCCCAAGUGUAUUUUUAUUUUUAUUUUAUUUUAUAAAUCAUGCUCAACCUCUUGAGAAUUUCAUGCAUUAAAAAAAUAAAUGUUGU